GGCCUAGUGAGCAGGAACUAUCCAAGGUGCUAGAAUGCCGGGAGCUUUGCCGUUCAAUGCAGGCGGAUCGCAGAAAGAGAGAAGAGAGAUUACUGCUUAUUUCAGAAGAAUAUAAUCAAAUGAGGCACCUUAGCCAGCCUGGGUGAUUGUUUCGAGUCUUGUAAUCAUCUGGGUAGCAAAGUGGGUAAAAGCAUUCAAUUCCUUCCCAGCUGGACCUGGAAGGAGAGGGGCUGUGUGUUCCUCCCCACCCAUUAGCUAUGCCCUCUUUUCUCUGAAUGUCGAUUUAAGGAAGCAAGCACCUGUCUUCCGUCACCGUAUCUUCCUAGAAAACUUUAAAGGCCAUUUUAUCUGACAGGAAGAACAUCAAGAACGCUCUGAUCUCUAGUGAUGAAGAAUCUGGGAGUGGACACUUUUCCCAUCCAGAUACAAUGCACUUUAAUUGAAGAAAAACUGAGCUGAACUACAAGUCCAUUUGUUAUGGUGCUGGAUUACUCCUACAGAACUGCCCUGAGAUCAACCGCGAGAGAGGGCUCUGACAGACACAAGUCACCUCCUGAUUAUUGCACUUACCUCUCCCUGGGGACUUAAAUUUUGGAAGUGUUCCUUUUUACAUGAUAUCCUCCAAGAUGAUGAGUUCUAAUCCAGAGGAAGACCCUUUGGACACAUUUCUUCAGUAUAUUGAAGAUAUGGGGAUGAAGGCUUACGAUGGUUUGGUUAUUCAGAAUGCAUCAGACAUUGCUCGAGAGAACGAUCGCUUGAGAAAUGAAACAAACCUGGCCUACUUGAAGGAGAAGAAUGAAAAACGCCGAAGACAAGAAGAAGCAAUAAAACGCAUAGGUGCAGAAGUAGGGCGAGGCCACGAAGGAAGUUACGUGGGCAAACAUUUCCGCAUGGGAUUCAUGACCAUGCCCGCUCCUCAGGACAGACUUCCUCAUCCUUGUUCCAGUGGCUUUUCCGUGAGGUCACAGUCUCUGCACUCGGUUGGGGGCACAGAUGAUGACAGCAGCUGUGGCUCCCGGAGACAACCACCCCCCAAGCCCAAGCGGGACCCUAGCACCAAGCUGAGCACGUCAUCGGAGACGGUCAACAGCACGGCCACCACCAGUAAGAGCGGGAAAGCCCCCGAGCGGACCGAAGUAUCGGCCAAACCUAGACCCCACAGUGACGAAUAUUCAAAGAAGAUCCCUCCCCCGAAACCAAAACGCAACCCAAACACUCAGCUCAGCACAUCGUUUGAUGAAACGUACAUCAAAAAGCACGGGCCCAGGAGGACAUCGCUCACGCGAGACUCCUCCCUCUCCCAGGUCAGCAGCCCCGCAGGGGACACGGAGGAAGAGGAGCCCGUGUAUAUCGAGAUGGUGGGGAACAUUCUCAGAGAUUUCAGGAGAGAGGAUGACGACCAGAGCGAGGCCGUCUACGAGGAAAUGAAAUACCCCAUUUUUGACGACUUAGGCCAGGACUCCAAAUGUGACUUUGACCAUCACAGUUGUUCUUCGCAGUGUGCUACUCCCACCGUGCCUGACGUGGACUUCGCCAAGUCCUCAGUGCCAUGUACUCCAAAGGGUUUGCUCUGUGACAUCCCCCCGCCCUUCCCCAACCUGCUUUCUCAUAGACCCCCACUGCUGGUGUUCCCACCAGCCCCUGUGCAGUGCUCCCCCAAUUCUGACGAGUCUCCACUCACCCCAUUGGAGGUCACAAAGCUUCCUGUGUUGGAAAACGUGUCUUACAUGAAACAGCAGGCCGGAGCCUCUCCAUCCUCACUGCCCUCCGGCCAUCCUAAACUGGAGAAGGACCAGAGCGGAGCCCUAGGACCUGCUUCUGCUGUUUCUGUGCUCUCCUCGUCCCCUCCUCCGCCUUCCACUUUGUACCGAACGCAGUCCCCCCAUGGCUACCCGAAAAGUCACUCGGCCUCCCCAUCCCCUGUGAGCAUGGGGAGGUCCCUGACCCCCCUCAGCCUCAAAAGGCCUCCCCCCUACGACGCUGUGCAUUCAGGCAGCCUCUCGAGGAGCUCUCCAUCAGUGCCUCAUUCGACCAGCCGGCCAGUGUCACAGGAUGGGGGCAAGAUGGUCAGUGCUUCGGUGAACACCUACGGGUCGGCUCCGAGCGGCUCCCGGUCCAGAACGCCCACGAGCCCUCUGGAAGAACUCACCAGCCUCUUUACCUCUGGACGAAGCCUGCUGAGGAAGUCGUCCAGCGGCCGCCGGUCUAAAGAACCCGCAGAGAAAUCCACAGAGGAGCUGAAAGUGCGAAGUCACAGCACAGAGCCGUUACCAAAGCUGGACAGCAAAGAGAGAGGGCAUCAUGGGCCAUCUUCCAGAGAGCCUGUCAAAGCUCAGGAAUGGGAUGGAACCCCGGGCCCACCUGUGGUCACCAGUAGAAUGGGAAGAUGCUCUGUGAGCCCCACCUUGUUAGCAGGAAACCACAGCUCAGAACCGAAAGUGAGCUGCAAACUAGGCCGGUCUGCUUCCACAUCAGGUGUGCCGCCUCCGUCUGUGACUCCUCUCAGGCAAGCCAGUGACCUGCAACAGAGCCAGGUGGCAUGCAUGCCGUGGUUUCAUGGAGACCAUACAAUGCUUGAGAUGAUUGAGAAAAAGCGUUGCUUGUGCAAGGAAAUAAAGGCUCGACAGAAAACGGAAAAGGGCCUUUGCAAACAGGAUAGCAUGCCUGUCCUGCCCAGCUGGAAGAAGAACGCAGGUGCAAAGAAGUACAGCCCUCCGCCCUAUUCUAAACAGCAAACGGUAUUCUGGGAUACUGCCAUAUGACGGUGUGCAGGAAGGCACAAGCUUCACAUUACUGAGCACGAAGAGGGAGGUCGAUUCGGUCACGUGAAAGAUAACUGUUACAUAUCUUCUCUGUUGGAAUGGAGUAAUGCCUGCGCUUCCUUGGAAACCCCAUGGGAAGCUGUGCCUACUCAUGGCAAGUUCAAGAUAAAAUGUAUGUUUCUUUGCAAUUAAGGCACACUUAUUUAUCACGGAUUAUUUUGAAUCCAGAAGAGAUUAAGAUGUAAAUAUUUUACUAGUUUAUGGGUGACACCUGAAAUAAUACAUUAUACGUAUAUAAAUGACAGAAAUAUCAAGAAUUUUACUAGAUGACAUAAUUUCGGUAUUGACUGGUUUGUUAUCUCUUUUAUAUGUAACCCCUUGAUGCCUUUUAUUAUUAAUUUUUACAGUUGAUAUUGUUUUUCUGCCCACAUUUUGCUUCUGUACAGAGCUCCUAGCUAUAAAUCACGUUCAAUCACAUAAUAUACGAUCUGGUGCUAGUAAUGUAGAAGUUGAACAUCAUAUUCAUUAAGAGCAUAUGUUGCUUUAUAAGUUUUUAAGGGUUUGACAGGAUAUGAAUGCAAGUGUGUUGCUUAAUUUGGACAUCCACGUUACAUCAACACAAAAAUUUUUGCUAUAUUGGCUUCGAAAGAAUGUCUCUUUAAUAUUGUCUUGAUACCAAGCAAUGGUUAGUCACACUCCAGAGAAAAGUGAAUAGGAUAUAUUUGGACAUCCUAGCAGAAAACAUUUCCUUCAGAAAUGACUUUAGGGACAUGUGUCCAUGCAUCAUUGAUCUGAUUGGAGGAGACCAGGGUUCACUGUGACAAUGGAAGGAACAAGGAAUCAAAAGCUCAACAGCACGACUACUUUCCAGAAGGUGGGACCAGCGGCAUCAAAGCCACUGUAAUCACGAUUUAAGUAACUUUUCGUAUGUAUGUUUCCCCUAGAAAAUGAGAAAUAAACAUUUAACCAGAUGAGUUUACAUAUUUUAGUACACUAAAUGCCAAUCUUUCUCGAAAUUUAUGUCCAUUAAUGGAAUAGUAUUUCUUGUUAACUUUUUCAAACUAGUUAUGGCCACAUUUUGGAGUCAUAAUCUGUGUAUGAUCAUCACACCCAUUCUUACUGAUUAUGACACCAUGACCAAAGAAUUAUGACCCCUAAUUUAUUUAAUUUUGUUUCAAGGAAGAAACAGGAAAUGCAGGGGCUCGGGGAUGGGGUAGAUUCAAUUUUAUGUGGUGGUGAAAUUUAAGUUAAACAAAUCAUAUAUAUCUUCUAAGAGUAACUUGUAGUUGAAUAUAAAUAUUGCCACUGAUGAAUAAAAAAGGAGACUAUCACAUAUAUUUUGUAUAUUUAAAUUACUAUUUAUGCUUCCUAAAAUUGACAGUAUGUGGUUCUUCUUUAUCAAUUUAGUAUUAUAUUUCUGAGAGAAAAGGUAUGUGUUUGAAGUUAUCGUCAGUGGUUUUCUUUGUAAGGGUUUUGACAGCAAUAGUACAGUGUUGCUCAAUAAGACCAAAUAUAACAGGAGUUAGGGAAGUUUUGUAAUCUAUAUUGCUAAAAACCUAGUGAUGCUUUAUCAGUAAUAGUUCUUUUCAAGCUUUUGAAAUCUUAUAAGAUAAUUUUUAAUAUUUUAUAAUUAAUGUAUAUUUUGACGUCCAAUUAGAAUUCUGAAAGAUAAGAAAGAAAAGGUAAGUGGGAGCAUGUGUAUGUGUUGUGUGUGCAAGUGUAUGCGUGAAUGAGGACUCGGUGAGAGAACUGUAUACAGAAAUGCUUUCUACAGAUUUAGGAUUUUCUUGUAUAACCGAGGUGGUGAAAAAAUGCAGAAUCACAAGUACAGGAAAUCAUGGAGAGAUCUUAAGUAGCUUAAAGAAAUCCUGUUGCCAUGUUUCACCAGUUACGUUUCAAACCCAAGAAUCCAUGGAGCACAAAUCUAAGAGUGAAGAAAAUGUGAAGAGAAAACAAAUUACAACUAAAAUAAAAUGUGUUUAUGACCCAAGUUGUUAUACUGCUGUUAGUUAUUAUGACCACAUAUACUCACGCCAAUCAAUCAGAUGUAAGACACGAAUUUUCAGAAUCUUUAUGAUGACAUUGACAUUGCUAUAUUUCUGGCUCAGUAGGGGGAUGAUUGGAUAGUUCCCUUGAAUUUUAUAUUUAGGUAACGUGUUUUUCAGAUGCCGAUCUUUUCCAUAUCUCUUUGAAUUAGCCAGAUUAUGUUUUUUAAUGCUGACCACUUGUCAAGAAGGAAAUAGAGAUACUAAAAUGAUUUGUGUUGGAUUCAGCCAUUCCCAUGGUUUCAUGCACUCCUUUUUCAAGCAAGUUAUUUUCUAGUAAGGCAACUUGUUUGAAAAUCUGACCUCAGGCAACCAUUUUUAUUUAAUUUCUCCAAAUCUUGCUUUCGAUGGAAAAUAAUUGAAAGAUCUGGAAAAGUAGCUUCACCAAUAUGUGAUUCAAGAAUGUAUUAUGUGCCUAUACAACUGUCCAUUGCAGCUUAGCCUAUGUGGCAUUCUAUUAUAUUCUUAGCCAUUCUAUAAUUAAUUUCCUCCUUGUAUGGUGUUCUUUAUGUGGAGGAAAAGAGGUGGUUAGGAUAAAGAGAAAGAAAAAAGGUUACUCUCUGGUGGCAGUCAAUCAGGACACUUCAAUCUAUGAAUUUGGUCAGAUGACAAAAAAAAUUCCACCUACAGCCAGAACCCUAUGGAAUGACAAUGCUCAUAUUUUUUAACAGUGCCAAAGAACAAAUCUUACAUGGCAUGAUUAUGAAGUUGAAAGAGCUCAUGCCUAUGAAAAAUGUUUUUUUCACAGCACAUUUUAUAGAAACAGAAUUUUCUUGGCUGUCAGCAAGAUGCUUUUGUAUGCGAAAACUUCUUAGCAGAGAAGAGACAAAUUUCUUUAGAAUUGAUGGAAAGGAAAAAUCAAGUCCUGCAUUUCUGCCCAAUCCCAGUAGCCAGCAUAUUCUGAGAUAUUACAGUUCUUUACGUAAACACUGCCACUUGUUCCCCCAUGUUUAUGCCAUUGAAGCAAGUUUGGAGUGAAAAGUGAUUGAUUUGUGUCAAUGAAGGACACUGUCCACCCCUAUAAAAUUGUUGGGAAAGUGAAACAAGACAAAACAUUAAGAGGUUAAAAUUUGCAGUGUUAAAGAAUACACAUCUUCAAAUAUACAGCAAUUGUCUGGAUACAACUAGGUACGACUUCCUUCUCAACAUAAUGGCACUGGGACUUCAGAGAUACUGAGGUUCCAAAUAGUUUUUGGUUUUAAAUGCUUCUGGAGAGCAGAGAAACAUUUUUCUUACUACACUUGGCUUAUGCCUCAUCCUCACACGUAUGUUGGUUUGACUCUUUUGAGGGAGUUUUGUGGUCAAGUCAAAAAACUAAACAAUCCUAUUAGGAAAUGGUGUCAACUAAUUAAAUAAGAUAUCAAAGCAAUGCACAUACAAUGCAGUUUUCACAUCACUUAUAGGUUAAGGUGAGUCACUUGCCUAAAAAAGCAAAGAGCCUACAAGCUAAUUUUGGCUAUCUAUGAAACUAAGACGCCUAUGAUUUAAGCAGUAAGUAAUCUGAGAUGAGAGUUAAUUCACACUUGCAAAGGAAUGGAAGUAAAAUAGAAGAGCAAUUCAUAAUUUACUGUGUCCCAAACUUAAAUGGAAGCAAAAGAAAAUGGUAUGUAUAGUAUUUAAGAUAACUCAUGACAUCUUCCCUAAAUGAAAAAUUCGAUAGCUUACUGUGGAAUGUGGACAAUUUGUUAUUAAUCCAUUAUUUAACAGUUCACUAUUGACAACUUAUAUAUCAGUUAUUUAAACAAAAUUCUGAAGCAUUUGGCAUUAAACAUGCAAACAGAUGUGGCCCCUGCUUUAAAAAGCUUAAUUAUGCAAUCAUUAAUAUUUUCAAAACAAAGCCAAUUAUUUUUAAGAAGAUAUACAAUAUCAUGUGUUUGACAUCUCUUAUGUCUUUGGAUAUGGUAUUCUCUUUUUUUCAGAUCAAGUGUACAGUCAAAAUAAAAUACUAAAACAUAUUAAAGUUAAUGUCUAAGUAUAAAAGAUGUGUAAGCCUCUAUAUGUGCACAUAGCAUAUGUACUGCUGUCUAUGUAGAUCAGUAAAAGGAUAAUACAUUUUGCUAUGUUGGACUUGAACACUCUUGCUUGGGGUUUGGAUUAAUUUAAAACCUUUGAUAUUUGGGUCAAAUACGUUGUAGCAAAAUGUGUGUGAGCUGAAAAAAAUAAUGUCUGUACAUGUUUCCCUUUGAAUAUUAUAAGGUUUCAGAUUUAAGGGGAACUUCUUUACAGAAAUAUCGUUGGAUUUAUUGCAACCAAACAUAUAUGAAAAUCUUCUUGAAAUAUUCAAUUGUUCCCAAAUAUGACUGGGUUUGCCCACCCUAAAAGCAUCUACAUUUACACAUGUAUACACCCACAUACAGCAUACAUACUGUAUAUAAUAUAUAUGAAAAUGUUUAGUAUGCACUUCUUUUGUUUGGAACUCCUUACGCUAACAUUCGUAGUGUAGCAAUUUGUGUAAAGUGCACUGUGAUUAUAAAAACAAAGCACAGUGAAGUCACAGGUCUUGUUAUCUUGCACUAAAAAUGUGUUUACGUAUUUAGCAAUUGUAUGUUUACUUUCUUGCUCUUUUCAAGAAGUUGAAACAAAUAGCUAUUGAGAAAAUGCUAUAAAAUAAUAUGUUUUCUAGUGGAUAAUGGCACUACAUUUUUGCAAGACAGGGUUUUUAAAAGAAACCAUUUAACAUCCAUUCCAACAUAACAUGUUUACCGUAUCUAAAAAUCUGAAUGUUGUAUUGCAUUUUUCAUAACUCAUUAAAAAUGUCAGGUAUGUGCCUGAAAAAUUGUGCAAAUAAGCAUUAGCUAACAGAUUUCUCUACUCAUGUGUUGUUAGCCAUUUCUAUAUACAUAAUAAU
Molecule: messenger RNA, 7655 nt
Organism: Rhinolophus ferrumequinum (greater horseshoe bat)
Lineage: Eukaryota; Metazoa; Chordata; Mammalia; Chiroptera; Rhinolophidae
Gene: NYAP2
Product: neuronal tyrosine-phosphorylated phosphoinositide-3-kinase adaptor 2
Exons: 8
Coding region: 612-2762 (716 amino acids)
Biological process (GO): neuron projection morphogenesis; phosphatidylinositol 3-kinase/protein kinase B signal transduction
Source: RefSeq, a predicted model, not a curated record